This is a messenger RNA of Beta vulgaris subsp. vulgaris (sugar beet), 573 nucleotides long. RefSeq lists its product as uncharacterized. The coding region runs from base 1 to 573 and encodes 190 amino acids. The record is from RefSeq and is a predicted model, not a curated record. The transcript has a single exon. NCBI's taxonomy places the organism in Eukaryota, Viridiplantae, Streptophyta, Magnoliopsida, Caryophyllales, Amaranthaceae.
AUGGAGGAUUUUUCUAAUGCUUCGGCAUAUUGCCAACGACUCAAAAUGUUGGCGGAUCAGUUGAAAAAUGUAAGGUCCCCGAUUUCAAAUAAUUGGUUGGUGUUACAAUUGGUGGCCAGGCUCACGGACGCCUACAAUGGGGUUGGAACACUUCUCCAUCAAAGUAACCCUUUACCUAAGUUUUAUCAAGCUAGAUCCAUGUUGGUUCUUGAAGAAGCAGGCUUUGCCAAAAAGGCCUCCGUCGGUUUCUCUCCAUCGGCUAAUGUCAUGGCUUAUAAUGAUGACACUAUUUCCGACCCUCCUCCUUCUCGUGGUAAUAAAAAGCACUACAAAAAUCCGCAUAAUAAUACUCAAAACCGGGACUCCGUUCACAAGGGUGGCAAUUUCGGUGUGUCGUCUGGUGGAGGCCGCGGUGGCCGCAACCAUCACAGCGGUGGCAGGCGCCACAACGGCAACCCGCAGCAGUCGUCAGGUCCCCAGCAAUCGUGGAACAGCAGUCCCGACACCUUACAACAACACUUACCCAUGUGGCCUUGGGCAUAUCCUCCUUGCCCAUACCCCAGCAAUGGUUAG